This is a messenger RNA of Didymodactylos carnosus, 2334 nucleotides long. The record is from the annotation of a GenBank genome assembly. NCBI's taxonomy places the organism in Eukaryota, Metazoa, Rotifera, Eurotatoria, Philodinida, Philodinidae.
AUGUCAUGGUAUAUUAAGAGAACGGACAUACCAGAAGGUGCUGAAGGAUGUUUAGAAGGUUUAGUAUUUGUUAUUAGUGGUGUUUUGGAUUCGCUGGAACGUGAUGAAUGUAAAGAUUUAAUUAAAAAAUAUGGUGGCGACGUUAAAGAAGCGAUUACAAAAACAAAGACAAAUUAUUUAAUUCUUGGUAAACAAGGUGGUGAAGCUAAAACAAAAAAAGCUGAAGAAUAUAAUAUUAAAAUCAUAGAUGAGGAUGAUUUACUUGAAAUGAUUCGAAUUCGACCAGGAAAAGGUGUAAAACCAAUCAAAGCAGCUUCGACGGCGUCAAGAGCAUCAUCCAUACAAUCAUCAUCACGCGCCAUCUCGUCUUCAUCUGACAUAAAACCUAGUUUCUAUUCAGAAACAACAACAAGUAGUAGUGCUAGUAAAAAACAGUCAACAUCAUCUGAGAAAAAUGAUUUACUAUGGGUUGAUAAAUAUCGUCCAACACAAUUAAACCAAAUUGUCGGUCAACAAGGUGAAAAAUCAUGUGUGCAAAAAUUAAUGAGUUGGCUGAGAAAUUGGCACAAAUAUCAUGGGAAAAAUGUAGCACAGCAAGACAAGAAAAAAGUAUCAACAUGGAAUAGAAACGAUGAUCCAACGUUGUUCAAAGCGGCGUUGUUAAGUGGCCCACCAGGAAUCGGUAAAACAACCACUGCUCAGUUAGUUUGUAAAGAAUUAAAAUUGCCCUACAUUGAACGUAAUGCAUCCGAUCAACGUUCGAAAAAGACACUUCAGCAAUAUGUCUCCGACAGUAUUAGUAAUACACACUUAUCAACAACACAAAUUGUUGUAGAAAAACACGUUUUGAUAAUGGAUGAAGUUGAUGGAUCAUCAGGAAAUGAAGAUCGAGGUGGUAUUCAAGAAUUGAUACAAUUGAUAAAACGUUCACAUAUUCCUAUUAUUUGCAUUUGUAAUGAUCGUCAAGCACAAAAAAUUCGUUCAUUGGCAAAUUAUUGUUAUGAUUUAAGAUUUUUUAAACCAAAAUCGGAACAAAUUAAAAGUUCUAUAAAAUCAAUAUUAUUCAAAGAACAAGUUGAAAUUAAAAAUGAAAUACUUGAUCAAAUUAUAUUAUCGUGUAAUCAAGAUAUUCGACAAAUUAUUCAUAGUUGUAAUCUAUGGUAUACAUCACAAACCCCAUUAAAAUAUCAGUCAUCAUCUUAUAAUCAGAUCAACAAAAGUGUAAAUAAUAAUAUCUUUGAAUUAUGUCGAAAAUCAUUUUCUAGUGAAUCACGAAAUUUGUCACUUAUUGAAAAAUCGGAUCUAUUUUUUGAAGAUUAUCGUUUAACACCAUUGUUUAUUCAAGAAAACUAUCUUCGUGUAGUACCUACAACAACAUCAAGAGAUAUUAAAAUGACAACAAUACAACGAUUGAAUCUAAUAUCGAAAGCAGCUGAUAGUAUUUGUCUAGGAGAUUUAGCUAGUAAAAUUAUUUAUUCAUCAAAUGAUUGGUCAUUAUUAUCAUAUAUGGGCAUUUUUUCAGCUGUUACACCAUGUUCAUUAAUGCGUGGUACAACAAGUCGUAUUGAAUUUCCAAAAUGGUUGGGUCAAUGCUCUAAGACAAAUAAAUGUAUUCGUCUAUUAACUGAAUUAGAAAAGCAUGCAUCAUUACAAAUAUCAACAGCAAAUAAAAUAGAUUUCAAUCUUGACUAUAUGUAUUAUCUCUCACGCGCACUCAUUACACCAUUACAACGAGAGGGUAACGAUGGUAUUGAAAAAUGUAUUGAAUUUAUGGAUAAAUAUUAUUUGACACAUGAAGAUUUACAAACGAUAAUGGAAAUGACAUCAUGGAAUGAUGGUAAAAAAACUGGUGAUAAAAAUUUAUAUGAAAAAAUUGAUUCUAAAAUUAAAACACGAUUAACACGAACAUUUAAUAAACAUACACAUAAAACACCUUAUCAAAUAAUUAAUCUUAAUAAAUUAAAAAAAAUUAGACAGCCAGAAAAUGAAGAUGAAAUUGAUGUUGAAAAAUUGGAAAAUGGUGAAAUUGAAGAGAAUAAUGAUGAUAUUUCCGAAGCAAAUAGAGUUGAAGAAGAUGCAAUGAUAAAAAGAAGAAAGGCUAUGAAACAAUCAUCAACAAAAGUUCCAACGAAACGUGAACUAAAAAUGGGACCAUAUCGUCAAAAUGAUGAAAAUUUGAAAUUUGGCGAAUUAUUUCUUAAAGGCAUUCAAGAACAAACAUUUGAAACUGCAUUGUAUCAUGUACAGAUAUUUAUCGAACGCAGUAAUAUUGAUGAUGAUGAAACACCAACAUUAAUUCAAGAAGGUCACGACAUUGUUAGCGAGACGAAAUGA